CACAGGCUGCUCAGGAUGUUAGUAAAUUCCUGGGCAUCCCUUGGCAUCUCCACUCUAGUUACAGGACCCAGGCCUCAGCAAAAGUGGAACACAUGAACCAAACUUUAAAAAUACAGCUAUCCAAAAUUUGUCGGGAAACCCAACUCCCAUGGCCGAAAAUGUUAUCAAUAACCUUAGCCAGAAUUAGGGCCCUGCCUUCAAGGAAAUUGGGACUGUCACCCUUUGAAAUAAUAUAUGAGAGGCCCUUUGUUGCAACUACCCUCCAGGACUCCUGCAAAGGGGAAAGAAAUAUUUCCCAAUAUUUGCAUAAUCUGGUGCAGGUUUUGUCUUCCAUCUCUAAACAGGUCCAGUCUGCUCUACCUGGCUGCUGAUGCGCCAUCACUGGCUGAACCAGGUCAGUGGGUAAGAAUUAAAGAACUGUUUCCCUGUUCGCACUGAACCCAGGUGGUCCAUACCUCGCCAGGGACUCCUAAGCACUCCAAUGACCGUAAAGGUGGAAGGCUUCAAAGCGUGGGUUCACGGAUCAAGAGUCAAGCAUGUUGGCGAGUCUUCUGAAUGGUGACAAACCCAGCAUCUAGAUAGACUCAAGCUGAAACUUCACCACACUCCAGCUUCCCCCGCUGACCUGUUCUCCUACAUGGCCUAGACACACGUUGAAUAGGCUUGGUUUGCUGUAUUUGUUGUGUUUGCUCUUUUCUUGAUUUGCUGUGGUGGUUUCCCCGCAAGUUCCUGGGACAAGGAAGAGAUGCAGCCCACCUUUACUUUGGCUCAACAACUUGUCUUAAUGCUUUUCAUCCUAGGGAUUUCUACACCCAAAGCUGUAGUCUCCCAGUCUCAGUGUGAGCAAUGUUUGGUCACUACCCACCACGGAAACAAGGUCACAAAGACCUUCGUCUACCAUUCCCACUACAAUUGUAAGGAGCAAACCACGUCCUGUGUCCACAACACCAUCACUUAUGAGAUUGCUCAAGAAGGUGGAGUUUGCAGGAAAUGCAACCCUAACAACCGCUGCCUACAAUUUGAUGACUCUCUUAAAGUUGUAGAGGAGUCGGCUACCAGAAUAAGGAAACUUACACAUGUCCCAGUGCAGAUUUGGGGUGGGGCAGUUGACUUCAACUCAUUUGGCGGAAUCUUCUCUGGUUGGAAAAGGAUUGGGUUUCUAGUGCUGUUAGCUUUGGAGGUCUCCUUCUCCUCUCCUGUUUCAUUGCUCUGAUCCAGUGUGGUAGUCCAGUCCACCCUCACUGGGGUGACAGUCAUAGCCUCAUCAGUGUCUACUCACUCUCCUGAGAAACCGGUAAAGGUCAUGGUUCUCCAGACCAUCCCCAAAGAGUUCCCCCGCCUGGUCAAUCAUUGACAGGAAGAAUCCUGUCCUGAAGUAAAGGGAGGAAUGAAGGGAUAUAAUUAUAUAGUUAUUGCAAAUUAGUCCUAAUUUAAUUCGUUAUAUCUUGCUCCUUACUUUUUUCCCUGUUUCUUGUUUCUUCGCUGACGCCAGAGACAGCCUUGCUCAAUAGAUAAGAAGGGCAGAGCACAGAGCUGUCCAGGGUUGACUCGAAAUAGACAAGGAUACCAAUGCACAAGCAUACAAGAUA
This is a messenger RNA of Thamnophis sirtalis, 1589 nucleotides long. NCBI's taxonomy places the organism in Eukaryota, Metazoa, Chordata, Lepidosauria, Squamata, Natricidae. The record is from RefSeq and is a predicted model, not a curated record.